ACAGCGAUUCGGCCUUCACCGUACGUACAAGUGGCUCACAUCCUCAGUGUUUGCGCAGGCCCCAGAGAAGACGUUAUCUCCCGUGCAUGUGCGAGUGAUCGCAUAACAUAGCGGGCAUGCCAAGAGCGUGACGCGGUAGUGAUCUGUGCCCCGUAAACAAUAGCAGAAAUAUAAACGGUACAUUGUUUCGACCUGUUCACAACCUUUGGCAUCGCGCCCACACAAAAUCGCUUGCACUUUGCGACGACUAACUGCUAGACGCAGUCAUCGCUGGCACUUUCUGUUGCGCUACGAAGCGCGGCUAGUGCCUGUAUUGAUAAUCAUGGACAUGACUGAACUGGCAUCCGUGAAGGCUGCGCCGAAACAGGCAGGCGACAAUGUGGACCGAACGGUGGGCCUGCCGUCUCCAUUUUUUUCCGUACCGGUCACUGAUCCGGAAGCGAACUACCGCAACUGGUACGCGGCCAAAAAGAGCGUUUCCGAGGGCCUGUUCGACGUGGCGUUGCUCUCGGCGAAUGGGGCGCAACUCAAGCAUGUGCUCCAGUUGGGACGAGGCUUCGACUUCUACACACCCGUCCUGAUCCUGGUAUCACUCUCCAUUGGCCUGCAGGUUAUACAAAUGGGGCUUCUCGUGGUCGUUGGAUUCUUGGACUUAUCGAAAGAGUGCCACCAGAGACGCGUGGAGCUGCUCACCAACGUGGCGACCGCCAUCGCAACCGUGGUGGCCAUGAUCAACGUUGUCGCGGCUUCCUUCAAUCUCAGACACGAGGAUGGCGGGCCUCAGUGAUAGGCACUUCCCACCGCACGAAAGGCCCGCGCUGUUUCAGUGAACGAACUAUGCUACCACACUGCAGCAACCGUCAUUGUUCGACUGUGUC
Molecule: messenger RNA, 878 nt
Organism: Dermacentor andersoni
Lineage: Eukaryota; Metazoa; Arthropoda; Arachnida; Ixodida; Ixodidae
Product: ninjurin-1-like
Biological process (GO): cell adhesion; tissue regeneration
Cellular component (GO): membrane
Source: RefSeq, a predicted model, not a curated record